AUGUUUCAUUUGUCCCAAUCAAUAAUACCAUUUUAUGAACACUGGAUAUUCAUUUCUAUAACGAUCAUCGCUAUUUUGUGCAUAAUUAUUGCAAUUGUCUGCUAUAUUAUCCAUGUUCUAAACAAACCACCGGCUACGGCCAAGUUACCUGAAAUGCCGAAACGAGAUUUUACAAUCCAGGAACUAAGUCAAUUUGAUGGGACAGGUCCAGAUGGUAGAAUUUUGAUAGCCGUUAAUGGUAAUGUCUUCGAUGUCACUAAUAAUGGAAAAGAAUACUACGGAAAAAAUGGUCCUUAUGCCAUUUUCGCCGGUCGUGAUGCCUCUAGAUCUCUUACAAAUUUCACUACGGAUUUACCCCAAGGUACCGACGAGUAUGAUGAUCUCUCAGAUCUCACUUCAGAUCAGAUGAAAGGUCUUAAGGAGUGGGAAUUGCAAUUCCGGGAUCGGUACACUCUUGUAGGUAAAUUACUAUCUCCCUCUGAGCCACAUCAUCUGUAUGAAAGUGCAGAUACUGAGGAUUCAAAUCAAUUGGAUGCUAUUUCCACUUCGACCAAGCCGAAAGCUGAAUAA
Messenger RNA from Rodentolepis nana, 570 nucleotides. The record is from the annotation of a GenBank genome assembly. Lineage: Eukaryota; Metazoa; Platyhelminthes; Cestoda; Cyclophyllidea; Hymenolepididae.